Molecule: messenger RNA, 2560 nt
Organism: Fusarium verticillioides 7600
Lineage: Eukaryota; Fungi; Ascomycota; Sordariomycetes; Hypocreales; Nectriaceae
Exons: 5
Coding region: 453-2282 (609 amino acids)
Biological process (GO): carbohydrate metabolic process
Molecular function (GO): phosphotransferase activity, alcohol group as acceptor; kinase activity
Source: RefSeq, a predicted model, not a curated record
UUUUUUUGGCAGUGAAUCGCGAGAUGCCGAGAGAAGAGAGAGUCCAUAGUAAAAAAGCGUUCCACGAGCUUAUUUUUGGGAGGAGGCUCCACAUCGCCUGAUGAUCGAUUCAAUUGUUUAGAUCGUAGAUAUAUAUGAGUGAGGUCUCUUCUCUUCCCGAGUUCUCACAGAGCAACGUCAUCUGUUUAUUCAUGUUUAUGAAUUGAGUUACAAAGCAUUACAGACGAAUACAGUACAAUCCAAUCCAAUCCAUCUCGAGCUAAGACUCAGUGAUCCAUCACUGGCUACACACCCUUAGCUACUCUCAAAGUUCCAGACUUUUGUUGCUUUUCGCGGGGUGACGCCUCCGCCUCAGACGACGCCUCCUCUUCUCGGCCUUCUGCUUCUGCUUCACACCUCUUUGAAUCAUUCUUCCCCUCCCUCCUUCGCUCACUCAGCGUCUUCCCAAGACUAUGUAUAGCAACCAUAAGCCCAUCAAAGUCAUGGAACCUCCUCAAGUUUUGGAUCACUACAUCGGUGUCGAUGUCGGCACUGGCUCUGCUCGUGCUUGCAUCAUUGACGAAACUGGUGAUAUCAAGGCUCUGGCCUCUGAGAACAUCAAACUAUGGCAGCCUGAGACUGGCUACUACGAACAAUCCACCACAGACAUCUGGCAAUGCAUCUGCGAAUGUGUCCGCCGCGUCGUCAGCGAGUCCACAGUCAACCCCUCGAGUAUCAAGGGUAUUGGCUUUGAUGCAACUUGCUCUCUUGCCGUCUUCACCCAUGACACCGACGAGCCGCUCCCUGUCACUGGCCCAGACUUCACAAAUGAUGGCAACGACCGCAACGUCAUCCUGUGGCUCGAUCACAGACCUGUCGAAGAGACCGAGAAGAUCAACAACACCAAGCACAAGCUUCUCAAAUAUGUUGGUGGAAAGAUGAGCAUUGAGAUGGAGAUGCCAAAGGUCCUCUGGCUCAAGAACCACAUGCCUCCUGAGCUGUUUGCCCGUGCCAAAUUUUACGAUCUCGCUGAUGCUCUCACACACUUGGCUACUGGCAACGAAACCCGUAGCUACUGCAGUGUCGUUUGCAAGCAGGGCUUCGUCCCAGUCGGUGUUGAUGGUAGCGUCAAGGGUUGGCAAGAAGACUUCUACCAUGAGAUCGGUCUUGAAGAUCUUACCAAAGACGACUUUAAGCAGAUGGGUGGUGUCAACGGGGUGAACGGAACCUAUGUCAGCGCUGGCGAGCCUGUAGGCACUUUGAGUCGACUAGCCGCGAACCAACUCGGUCUUCCCAUGGGCAUCCCUGUGGGUAGCGGUGUCAUAGACGCAUAUGCAGGUUGGAUCGGAACUGUGGGAGCUAAAGUCGAUCUUGGGGACGACGAACUCAACGCUGCUGUACCCCACAAUGACCUUGCCCAAGCCUUCACUCGUCUGGCUGCUGUUGCAGGAACUUCCACAUGUCACUUGGCUCUGUCCAAGGAGCCUGUCUUUGUCCCUGGUGUCUGGGGUCCUUACCGUGAUGUACUCUUGCCUGAGUUUUGGAUGGCCGAAGGUGGUCAAUCUGCGACUGGAGAGCUUCUGCGGCAUAUGCUCGACAUCCACCCCGCUUACAAUGAGACAUGCGCCCUUGCCAAGGCUGAAGACAAACACAUCUAUGACUUCCUCAACACUCACCUUGAGUUGAUGGUUGAGAAGCAUAAUGCUCCCUCGAUUUCAUACCUUGGGCGUCACCACUUCUUCUAUGGUGACCUUUGGGGUAACCGCUCACCAAUCGCUGAUCCCAACAUGAAGGGCAGCAUGAUCGGACUGGACAGCGACAAGAGCACCGACAACAUGGCCCUUUGGUACUACGCCACCAUGGAAUUCAUCGCAUUGCAGACCCGCCAAAUCGUCGAGCAGAUGAACAAUGCCGGCCACGAGAUCUCCUCCAUCUUCAUGUCUGGUUCCCAGUGCCAGAACCCCGUUCUCAUGAACCUUCUAGCAACGGCCUGCGGCAUGCCUGUCCUUAUUCCCCGUUACGUCAAUGCUGCUGUAGUUCACGGUGCUGCCAUGCUCGGUGCCAAGGCAGCAAGUCAUGCCAAGGAGGGCAGUGAGCCUGAGUCUCUCUGGAGCAUCAUGGACCGCAUGAGCAAGCGAGGUCGACUGGUCGAUCCCAGCACCAACGAGGACGAGAAGGCUCUCCUUGAUGCCAAGUAUGAAAUCUUCCUAGACAUGUGCAAGACACAGCAGGAAUACCGCAGCAAGAUUGACAAGGUGGCUUCCAAGAAGGCACGUGUGAAUGGUGCUCCCAAUGGUGCUUAGGGGUCGAGCUUGUGUAUUAGAUGACGAUAUGAAGUUGAUGAGCGCUGGAAUUGGGCAAUUGGCGUUGUAAUUUGGUAUAAAGACCAGUAAUUAAUGAUCAUCUGUACAUAGAUACGAAGUCGUAUCUCUAAAAAGGGUGAAUGAAAUAGAAUAAUCGACUUCUUUCUUUGUUAAUUACAAUGUUUUAUGUUGAUGUAUCACAAACAUCCAUUUCCACCUCGAAAUUCACUGGCUGAAAGCUGGAGCUCUAAGCAUUGACUCUGUAGUUUGCCUAGCGU